This is a messenger RNA of Macrobrachium nipponense, 3609 nucleotides long. It is a transcript of the gene Caf1-105, whose product is annotated as chromatin assembly factor 1 subunit B-like. Gene Ontology annotation, cellular component: nucleus; CAF-1 complex. The transcript is spliced from 12 exons. Gene Ontology annotation, biological process: DNA replication-dependent chromatin assembly; nucleosome assembly. Gene Ontology annotation, molecular function: protein binding. The record is from RefSeq and is a predicted model, not a curated record. Bases 172 to 2253 code for a protein of 693 amino acids. NCBI's taxonomy places the organism in Eukaryota, Metazoa, Arthropoda, Malacostraca, Decapoda, Palaemonidae.
AAAAACGGCUAAAGUCGUAAUAGAUAACAGCAGGUAAAGUUUGAGUAGGGUUCUCGCAAAAGAACCAACCUCCCGACCCAAACUAAAAAAAAGAAGUAAAUAUAUCAAGAGGAUAGCGCGGGAAUUCGGGAACUUAUCAACAUACGAGCACAAUAGGAAAAAGAAUAAGAAAUGAAGGUCACCAUCCCUGAGAUAUCUUGGCAUAAUCGAGACCCGGUGCUGGCACUUGAUGUUCAGCCAAAGACACGAGAUGGAAUUUAUCGAUUAGCAACAGGAGGGACAGAUACUCAUGUUGUAAUAUGGCAGUUGAGGAUAUUGGAUAAUGGAGGGAUUAGUGUGGAGAUGCUGAGUGAUCUUACACGACACAGCAGAGCUGUUAAUGCUGUCCGGUUUUCCCCAGAUGGAGAGCUUUUAGCUACUGCAGAUGAUGAGGCAGCAAUCAUCUUGUGGAAGAAACAGGAAUUAGUUGAAGGAGACAUAUUUACAGAGGAUUCAGAUAAGGAAAAUAAAGAACUUUGGGUAAUACACAAAAUGCUUCGAGGUCAUUUAGAAGAUGUCUACGAUAUCGCUUGGUCUAAGUGUUGUCAGUAUUUAGUUUCUGGUGCAGUGGACAAUACUGCAAUAUUAUGGGAUGUUAGUAAAGGCAGACAUAUUUCAAUUUUAAAAGAACACAAAGGUUUUGUACAAGGUGUUACAUGGGAUCCAGCCAACCAGUAUAUUGCCACUUUAUGUUCUGACAGGUGCUGUAGAAUAUACAGUUUUGGUACUAAGAAAUUAAAUUACAAAAUUGACAAAGCCUCCUUACCAGUGGUGGAUUCUGAGGGUAAUAUAACUGAAAAGGUAACAAAGUUAUUUUAUGAUGACACCUUGAAAUCAUUUUGCCGUCGCCUCUCUUUUUCACCUGAUGGAGAAAUAUUGCUUGCACCAUCUGGCAUUGUAGAAGAGGAUGAUGGCAAGACUACCAAUGUUACUUAUGUUUUUUCAAGAUAUAAUUUUGCAAAACCUGUGCUGUAUCUGCCAACAAAGGACAAGUAUACUGUUGCUGUUAGAUUUUCCCCAGUCCUCUAUGAACUCAAGCCAUUGAAGAAGGAAAAGUCCCAGGAAGAAAUGGAAACUGAAGAUCAAGAUGAAAAGGUCAGUGGCUCAGAAGAAUGGAGAAACUAUGCAAAUCUUCUUGAUUUACCCUACAGAAUGAUAUUUGCUGUAGCAACUCAAAAUGCAUUGUUCCUUUAUGAUACACAGCAACCUGUUCCAUUUGCUAAAAUUUCAAAUAUGCACUACACACGUUUGAGUGAUGUUGCAUGGUCUUCAGACGGGCGCAUUUUGGUUUUGUCUUCAACAGAUGGCUACUGUUCCCUGGUUUCAUUCAGUGAUGGAGAACUUGGGGUACCAUACAAAAAGACUAAAGAUAAAUCUCGUGAGAAUCAGAAAAACGUAGAUGACAUUGAAAUGGAAUCUGUAGAUUCACCAUUGGAUAAGGAAAAGGUCCCAAGUUCCCAUGGAACACCAACCAGUAAAAAUAACUCCCCAAAGCCAGCUACAAUAAAGAAAUUGACUGUCAGUGGUAAGACUGGUAAGAGAGUCUCAUUAACAACAUUGUCUAAUAGCAGCCAAAAGACCAGUGGAACUUCACAGUCAAGUACAUCUAAGGAGCAAAAUGUAGAUAUACAGGAACCAGGCAUGGAUGUUGAGAUGAAGAGUCCAGACAAAUCAACUAGUUCCCCAGCAAAGACCCCUACAAGGUCAUCAAAGAGUCCUCGUCACUUAAGUUUAACCACACUUUCUAGUCCAAAAGAUAAAAAGAAAAGUUUAGGUAAAGAUUCUCCAGAAAAAGUAAAAGCACCCAUUACUGCAGAAGGAGAUAAUGACAGUCCAACAAAGGCAGCUAAAGACAGCCCCUCACAAGCAGGAACUCAGAGAACCCCAAGGAGAAUACCACUAACCACAGUAUCCAGUCCUAAGGGUAAAGCCAGAAGUGAUGACAAAUCACCAGUAAAGACAACGCCAAAAACUCCAAGGCGAAAACCUUUGACAACAGUUUCAAGUCCAAAGAAUGACAGGGUUGCAGAGGUAAAAUUAGAUGAGGAGGUAACCAAGAGAUUUGAGGGUGAUAAUGAAAGUCCUAUAAAAUCCACAAGAAACAUUUCUCCUGUGAAAACACCAACAAGCAAGGCCAAAACUCCACGUAGAGUUUCACUAAUUACUCUUUCUAGCCCCAAGGGAAAAAAGAAAUUAAUCAGUGAUUCAAGAUGAUAGGUGAGCUGCAAUUAAUUUUUCCAAUCGCAGUUGUAUCAUUUGGUGGCUGACAGACAUUUCCAUGAAAUGUGCUCUUAGAAUUGCCUAAUUGUUUUAGGGUCAGCUCCUGAAUAUAUACAGUAUUUUCUUUUAUUAAGUUAUUAUGAUUGUUUAAAGAAGGUAAACUUUAUUGGUGAAAGGCUUUUUAGCUUUUCAAAGUUGUCUUGUGAGCCUUAGCAUUUUUGUUUAUAUCUUGGUCUUUCCUGUUUCCAUACUAACUGUAUAUUACAAUGAGAAGUUGUCACUUUGAGAGCUUUUGAAUGUAAAACAGUUGGCUUUAAUCAUAUAUUGCCUGUAUAUAUGAAGGGUGGCUUUUAGCUGUAGGAUUUACCCAAGGUUGUCUCAAUGAUUCAGGAUUGAUAUUCAUAAUACUGAUACCCUUGAAAAUACAUACAUGCAACAAGAACACUCAAUUCUUGCCCUUAUGUGAGUGUCACAGGUGACUUGCUUAGGGAUACCAAGUGAGGAGAAUCAUUACACAAAGAAGAGGUGCAAGCUGAAUCAUAUUAAAUGUUUUAGUGUAGAUAAAGAAUUUAUCAGUAGUAAAUAGCAGCAGGAAAAAAUACCUCAGGAAUGUUUCAGACAGUUUCUGUUCAUCAAACAUAAAUUUUAGUUGCAGAAAAUAACUGUUCAUCAAGUAUUUACCUGGUGGUUCAAUCUGUGAUACAAAUUUUGUUGGCUUAAUGUCUGCUUCAUGGAAGAUCAAGGAUGCUUUGACUAUAUAACUAUUUUUGUAGGAAAUAAUGUAUAAGGUAAGCUAGAUUUUUUAUCUUAAAUUUAUCCAAUAUAUGAAAGUAGAAUUCUUGUUAGCACUUCUGUGCAAUGAAGCAUUUUGAAAGAAUCAGUUUUGCAUGUAAUUGUAAGAAAAAUAGACUUUUCCCUUUUAAACUAAGGAAAUUAUUUACCAAUUAUUAAUUCAAAUAUCCAUCUAUGGUGUCUGCCAAAAAUCUAGGUUAGGUGUUACUUCAUAAAACAAUUUUAAUAGAGAUAUUUCUUUGCAUCAAAGUCUUUGUAUUCUUUUAUUCUGUGAUGAUUUUUUUUUCAAAGGAAAAUUUAGUUUUUUUUAACUAGAAUUUAAUGUUACCACUUCUGGAUGUUCAGAUUUUUCAUAAUAUAAGUUUAAGUAAACUUCAGUGUUUCGGUUGAGUAAUUAUUGUAAUGAAAUAUGCUCACCAUUUAUUCCUAAAAGAGCACCACAUUGAAAUAAUAAUAUCCAGGCUUGGAAUUUGUUACACACUUGACUUGGGUAUUUAGUGAACAGUGCUUACAGUAAAACAUGUUUUGUCAUUGUCUAGUAUAUAACUAACAACAAAA